AUGAAGCAAUUGGAGCAACAAAAUGAAAAACUGCGUGAAGCUCUUGUGAAGAUGCGUGACAUGACUGGUCAGUCGGCGCUGGAGAAACAGGAGGCGAUGAAGGAGAAUGAAGAGCUGAAGAAUGAAAUGGCUCAGUUGGUGAAAUUGUGUGAAAAAAUGAAGAAUGACGCUGAAUUGGCUGAGCAACAGGCCAACGAACUU
Molecule: messenger RNA, 201 nt
Organism: Anisakis simplex (herring worm)
Lineage: Eukaryota; Metazoa; Nematoda; Chromadorea; Rhabditida; Anisakidae
Source: the annotation of a GenBank genome assembly